AGCUUUAACAGACUGCAUAAGGCUACUUUACAUCUCCUAUAAGGACAAUGACUUUUAAGAUGAUGCACCAUAGUUUGGAAACUUGUUGCCUCUUUUAAUGUCAUUCCGUAUGUGUGUCAUGCUUAUAGCCACCAGGUCAUUAUAAUGCUUUUUGAUCGUUUAACAGGGACCAUAGUGUUCGUGUGUGUAUCAAUAACAGCAGGUAUGUCAUGUUUGGUAUGUGCGUGAUCACUAUUGAAUUUCCUAAGGGUUGGUAUAAUGUAAAGUUGAGUACGAUGUAUUACAUGCAUGUUACCAAAUUCCUUAACAAAGUUCUAACUUAACCUUAUGCAAAGUUUGCAAAGCACAUAACUCAGAGACCAGAAUGUUAAUUAGUGUCAGAGGAGGAGAAUACAGUUUACACCCUGCCCCAAGAUCCUGCUGAUUGGAGCAAACACUUUGGGGUCAGCCCAACUGGAAAGGGUUAAAACCCCCCGACACAAAGGAAACUCUGAGUCUCAUCCAAUCCAUCUUCCAAGAGUCUCAUCCUAUCCAUCCUUGAGAGAGUCCAACACAUCUUUGGAGCCUCAUCCACACCAUCUUCCAAGAGUCUCAUCCAAAACAACUGUGCAAGAGUCCAUCAACAUCUUCAGAGAGUCCACUUCAACUAACAGCUCAAGAGAGUCUCCAUCCACAUCUGAAGGAAGUCUCAUCAACCAAGAGCUUUAGAAGUCACGAGGAGAUCACGCUUGCUCUGAGACUCCGCAUCCAGACUGGUUCUUGCAAAGCCUCCAACUCUCGCCUUCACACCGCUGUGAACCAUUCUUCAAAGUUUUGCAACCCGCCUACGAGACUCCGCCGGGUUCGCGCCUCACUCUGUUUAUCUUCCUCAUUGGUCUUUCGAGACGCUACAUAAGGCCAACCAGACCGCCGACCAAUCAACAUCGCCGGAAACUCCUUCCAAACAACAACGCAACGAGGGAAUCCCUGGCAACACAAACGCAAAAAAUGGAGACAUCCCAGAGGCCCAUGCUUGUGUUUUUAGGGAUAUGCAUUUUCUCAUUGCAAUGGAUACUGACCCAUCAGCAAGUCAAUGUGGCCUUAGGACGAAAAGCAACACAAUCUUCUUUAUACGGCAACUAUUACUAUGCUUACUUUGCUACCGAUGGCAACAGAGCAUCUCACCUGCUUUCCUACUCGUGUUCAUGCACAAAUAUUGAGAAUAAUCCAUGGUGGAGAGUGGAUUUGUUGGCAGUGUAUGAUAUUAGCACUGUAGUCGUCACUAACAGAGGAGACUGCUGUCCAGAACGAAUAAAUGGUGCCGAGAUUCACAUUGGCAACUCCUUAGUCAACAAUGGCAACAAUAACCCCAGAUGUGUCGUUAUCUCUAGCAUCCCUGCUGGUGCCUCUGCAAAGUACAUUUGCAAUAUGAGAGGUCGUUACGUGAACAUCAUCAUUCCCAAUGUUAACCAGUUUCUCACUCUCUGUGAAGUGGAAGUGUAUGGGCGUCCAGGUUACACUUUUAUAUUCAAAUCACAAUUUCAUAUAAAUUUAAAGUCAAAUAGGUUUCACAACAGUUGCAAAACAUCAACAUUGCUGACAUUUUUUGUAGUGCUUACUAAGACGGCAUUUCUGAGAUUAAAGUUUAACAGCAGCGAGGAUCUCAUCAACCCUAUCAUGAGGGACAAAGUUCUUCAAAAGAUGAAAUCUGCCAACAUCCAGUCAUCAGUAUUUCAGCUCCGUUGGACAAAGGAACCAGAACUGGAAACUGAAACUUAAAAAAAGGGUGGCAGAAAUACAUCUUAAAUAUGUAGAAGACAUGGUUGAAGAACAACAACGACAAAAAAGAACAUCAAAUGUGUGAGGUUUGGGUGUAGCAUAUGGAACUACUAGCUUGCUGAUGAUAUAUUCUUAUUGGUUAGAAGUACAGCUUUUGUUUGGAAAUGUAUCUAAGAAAAAUUAUUGUUAUUCCUAUGUAUUAUGUGAUAGAUUGAUGUAUUUAAAAUGCCCUCUUGAUUGUUGGGUUUAGUUAAGCCUAGGUUUGACUUUAAGAUAAUAGCUACAUUUUAUGGUAGGACUAUGCUAGUUACAUUUGUCUCAAAAAUAUUAUUGAGUAGAUAUAUUCAGUAACCAUAUAUACUGGAAAAGUGAGAAUUUCUGUGUAAACAUAAUGGAAAAGAAAACAUUCAAAUUAGCCUGGUAGUAAGAAUUGCUAAUUCAUGUGUAUAUAAAGGGGUACAGAUGAAUUAGUAGUUCUUUCAACCAGCUGCUGUUUUCAUUGCAGUAGUACAAAGAAGAUGCUUUCCAUGGUAACAGGGUAAAACAAAUAAAAUGAUAAAUAGUGGUAGUGAUUAUGAACGUUUCUUUAUAUAUAUAUUGCCAAGACACCUUAUGCAAUACUCAGAAUCCUUGUCACCUCCCAGCCAAUCAGACAGAGGUGGGUAGAGUAUCCAAAAUCUGUACUCAAGUAAAAGUACAAGUACUUAUGGAAAUAUUUACUUAAGUAGAAGUAAAAGUAACAAUCUUAAUAGUUACUUAAUCAAGAGUAAAAAAGUAUCCGAUGAAAAAACUACUCAAGUAGCUAGUUACUAGUUACUUCGGAUCUGAUUGAUAUGAAGCGAAAACCCUGAAUUUCAAACUACUUGGAGAGCUUUCACACACCUCUCCUUGAAAGUCUCUUUGUUCUACUUAUAUAAAACCUAGGUUGAAGUAAAGUAGCCUAUCUCAGUCCUGUGAUGGGCACAUUAACAUCACAUAACCUGUCAUUUGCAAUAAAAUCUCAAACACA
Pangasianodon hypophthalmus (striped catfish) is the source of this 2767-nucleotide messenger RNA. RefSeq names its product fucolectin-like. Bases 988 to 1758 code for a protein of 256 amino acids. The transcript is spliced from 7 exons. The record is from RefSeq and is a predicted model, not a curated record. NCBI's taxonomy places the organism in Eukaryota, Metazoa, Chordata, Actinopteri, Siluriformes, Pangasiidae.